This is a messenger RNA of Musa acuminata AAA Group (dessert banana), 1667 nucleotides long. RefSeq lists its product as uncharacterized. Gene Ontology annotation, biological process: protein folding. Lineage: Eukaryota; Viridiplantae; Streptophyta; Magnoliopsida; Zingiberales; Musaceae. The transcript is spliced from 2 exons. The record is from RefSeq and is a predicted model, not a curated record. Gene Ontology annotation, molecular function: protein-folding chaperone binding. Gene Ontology annotation, cellular component: plasmodesma. The coding region runs from base 260 to 1003 and encodes 247 amino acids.
UUUUUAAUUAAUUAAAAAAUCCCAUUAAAAGCCAUAUCUUCCUACCUGUUGUGACUAUUUCUUUAUGAUCCCAUGUAAGAAGUCCUUUAUUGGCGAAGCCAUCCAAGACUUACAUACUUACGUCCACGAUUCCUAAGUUGACCAGGAUCCCUAGGUUGACCAGAAUCCCUAUAAAAGCUUAUCCCCGUCCUCCCGGUAAAAGCGUAUCUCGAUCGCUCUCGAGCUCGUGAUCGACUUCCUUCAAGCGAACAAGGAAAGGAUGGAGUUUCCCUUCGGCACCAACCCCCGGGGCUUCCCUUUCGGCCACGGCCACCAGGACCUACCCCCGCGAUCACGUACUGCUACCGAGAAGCACAAUGUCGUCAGGAUCCCCAUCACCGGCCACGACGAGGAGGAGGCAGGGAAGAUGAAGCAGCAACGGCAGAAGAAGCCGGCCACCGCAAGGCCGUCGAACUUGUUGAGGGCCGCCGCGGCCGUGAUGAUCCAGAGGCUUUGCCGGGGGUUCUUGGCGCGGAAGAGCGUUAGGGUUCUCUCGCGGAUCUCCGCGGAGGUGGGCGAGGUGGAGAGGACGAUCCGUGCGCGGGAGGGGGCGAUUCAGAGGGAUCCCAAGGAGCGGCAGAGGGCGGAUGAGAUGCUUAUGGCGGUGCUCCUUCGUCUGGAUAAUGUGCGUUGGGCGAGGGAUUACCGGAAGAAGGUGAUCCGGCGGGUUAUCUCGUUGCAGGACUUGGUGGAUUCGAUCGCCGCUCGAACCCUAGAAGAGCCGGAGAUGGUCCAUGCGUUCGAUCUUCUAGAUACGAGGGAGAUGAUGGAGAAGAUGAUCGCAGAGAACGAGAGAUUGGAGCGCUUGGUGGUCGCACUACGCGAGAGCAGUACCCAGCAUUGCGAGCUGAUGACAGGUCUGGUGGAUAGAGUUGAACACUUGGAACAGCAGACGCAGAGGAUGGAGAUGGAGGAAAGCCAUGCCAAUUCCGCUCCUUCCGAGAUGCCAGAAGAAAGACAAUAAGUAAGAAGAAAUCAAAGCUAAACGACCAUUCUUUCAGGAGCUAACACAGAAGAUUGAUUGCUGUUGGAUGAGUCUGCUGAUGAAGAUGAUGCUAACAAUUUUAGGGAAUCAGAUAGGCUGACACUUUUGUUUGCUUUUGUCUUUCGCAAUCUUUUCUAUAUUAUCUUCCAGUGUUUUAGAUAUUAUGACUUAAUGUGAUAACUGAACACUAUCACCAGCAUUGCUGGUCAACUUCCAGUUUCUGUUUCAAUAUAUCAACAGCAUUUACAGUUUGGAAUUGUAAAUACAGUCAAAUAAAUAUUAGAAAGAAGUAGAAUCGUUUUCAAAUUGUUAGCAAUUCUAAGAGAUGAAUCAAGAGUAUCUAUACAUAGAUAUCAAGUUUCCAAAACUAAAAGUUUAUGCUGUUGUGAAUCUAUUAUUAUUCAGCAGGAGAUGAAGACAUAAUUUGGACACUGAGAUGUGGUUGAUUAAAAAAUAGAGACAGCCAUCAAGAGCUUAUAUGAUUGAUGUGUGCCACAUGAAUUAGAAAGAAAAUUAUAUAUGUCAAUUUUAUAACUAUACUUUGUAGAUAAGUAUAUUAGGAAAUUAAUAAAUAACAUGAUGAAAACAACAUCGAGGAUGUCGAGAAAAGAUAGAAUACGAAAUGUGUGAUGUUAUGAAAAUU